AGUGUGUAUGUCAAAGUGAAAGUUGAUGGGGCUGAGAAUGAAAAUUCUAUCAUGGAAUAUCAAUGGCAUACGAGCCAGUAAAAUAAACUUGAAGACACUGUUUGAUUCCCUUGAUGCAGACGUUAUUUGUCUCCAGGAGACCAAAGUAACACGUGAUCAACUUGAUGAGCCAACAGCCAUAGUUGAAGGUUACAAUUCCUACUUUAGUUUUUCCCGUAAGCGUAGUGGUUACUCAGGUGUUGCCAAUUUCUGCCGAGACACAGCCACACCAUAUAGUGCUGAGGAAGGCCUGACAUCAUUGUUGAAUCAGAAGGAUGAUGGGAAAGUUGGUUGCUAUGGCAAUGUGAUAGAUUUCUCAACAGAAGAGCUUGAUGCCCUGGAUGCAGAAGGGCGGGCAGUAAUCACUCAACAUCGAAUACAAACAGGUGAUGGAAAUGAAGCUCAUCUGGCGAUCAUCAAUGUUUACUGUCCAAGAGUGGAUCCUGAACGGGAUGACAGAAAGGUUUACAAAAUGAGAUUUCUUGCACUCCUUCAGACAAGGGCAGAGGCUCUUCUGCAGAGUGGAUGUCAUGUGAUUGUCCUUGGAGAUCUCAAUUUAAAUCACAAGAAGGUUGACAACUGUGAUCCAGAUUUGGAGGAUUGGGGUAAGGCCCCCAGCAGAAUGUGGAUGAACCAGUUCCUUUGGGAGCCAGGGAGAGAUCCAGACAUCGAGCCUGUGGAUGAUACAGAGGAGUUUCUGGGCACCACAUCCUGUGUUAAGGGUGGACUGUUUGUGGACACAUUUAGACACCUUUACCCUACCAGGACUGACGCCUACUCGAACUGGUGUACUCUUACGUCAGCACGUGAAACCAACUAUGGCCGACGGCUUGACUACAUUGUAUGUGAUGUUACCAUGGCUAAAAAUGAUCUGAAGGAGAGUUGGGUAAUCAAAGAUGUUGAAGGGUCUGACCAUUGCCCUGUCAAGUCAGAGUUUACCUCGUCAUUCCUACCAGCUAUCAAAUGUCCUGCUCUGUGUACAAAAUAUAUGCCAGAAUUUGCUGGGCGGCAGCAAAAACUGUCUUCGUUCUUUGUUAAAUCAUCAAAAAAUCCAUUAUUGAAGCUAGAUAAUGGAGGAACACCAAAAAAGGCAACAUUAUCCAAUGUUGGUGAACAAAAACCUAAGAAGGAAUCUUUAAAGACCAAGUCUCCAAACAAAUCUGGUCUAAAACGACGUGACACUGAUUGUUCUAAACCUUUAGGACAAGUAGCAAAAAGACAAAAAAGUGACAUCAAGAAAAGUUCAUCCAUUCCGAAGCAGUCCAGCCUUAUGAAUUUCUUUGGUAAACCACCCUCAAAGAAUGAUAUUUUGCAAGAUAGCUCCAAAAGACAAGCAAAUCUUGAGGGCAGUGCAUCUAUAAAUGGUCAAGAAACUGCAAGUGUGAAAAGUGAAACAGUACUCUUGAAGAAUAACAUAAAUGUGGUUAGUUCUGAUGAUAGCGGAUCACCAUCCAGCUCUCAGGAGCAGAAGGAUAGUGAAGUCACAAGCGGAUCGCCAUCCAACUCUCAGGAGCUGAAGGAUAAUAAAGUAACAGUGAAAAAAACCUCGGCACUAGCAUGGAAAAAUUUGCUGAAGGGUCCACCAACUGCCCCUUUAUGCAAAGGUCAUAAAGAACCUUGUUUGUUAAGAACAGUCAAAAAGGAGGGGCCCAAUAAAGGGAAACAGUUCUUUGUGUGUUGCCGAGCAGAAGGUCUUAGUUCAAAUCCAGAGGCUCGCUGUGACUUCUUCAAAUGGGUUGAUAGUAAGAAGUAAUUGUGUGCUUUUAGGCUUUUGACCAGUGUCGUCUAUUGUGCUUCGUUUGUCAUCUGUCAUAAACUAUUUAAAUAUGUGAGUUUUCUUAAUUACCAAGAGUCUCAGGGUCUUGAUAUUAAGCCAGUAGCAUGCUGGGAUGAAGGGCUACCAAGUUUUUUCAAAUAAAUGACCUUGAUCGUGACUUACUUUCAAGGUCUCUCAAGGGUCAAAAUUGUUGAAAUCUUUAAAACAGCUUCUCAAUAAAUAAAAAGCUCAGGUUCAUGAUAUUAAGCCAAUAGCAGGCACUAGUCAAAAGUGUCGAAGGCUUUUCCUCUACAUAGGUAUCUAGUGGGAUUUAUGAACAGCUUGUAUCUGGUCUGUGGUUCUGGUCUGUUCACAUAGUGAUUUAUGGAGGUCAAAUAUUACAGUAUGAAAUGUUCCGAGUUGAAAAUGUAUUUUCACCUCUAGCUAGUUCAGUGUCUGGGUUGAAAAUGUAUCAACAAAGUGUGUGGUCAGUAUAUGAAGUUCACAUUUUGUCUUAGUAGGUACAAUACACUAGAUGUUUUGUAAAAUAUAUAUAACAAUUGACCAUGAAAUAAAAUUAUGUGAAUGGUUGCUAUUGCAUUUAGAGCAAAGGUCAUAUAUAUAUAGAUGUAGUUGCAAGAUGGUAAAAUGGUGCAAAGCAUGUAUGAAUGUUUAAAAUUUGAAGAAUUUUGGUAAAUAUGUUUGUAGACCAUGUUUACAGAUACAACAUGCACACUAUUUACAUGUCAUGCUGUCAUUCUUUUAUUGUUCAAGAUGGAGAUUACAGAAAUAUAUUGUCAUUGUGAAAUAAAGUAUUGAUGAAUGGUUAUUCCAAUGAAGUCACCUUAUUUCAAUACUCCCAUAAAAAAGGACUAGUAGACAACAACAAAAAACCAGUUAGUUACUGCUGUAUUUAUUCUGUUCUUCCUUCUCAUAGUCAGAGACAUUAACAAAAGUACUCUUAACAUUUCUAGUAUCUUGUCACAUAGUCAGAGACAUUAACAAAAGUACUCUUAACAUUUCUAGUAUCUUGUCACAUAGUCAGAGACAUUAACAAAAGUACUCUUAACAUUUCUAGUAUCUUGUCACAUAGUCAGAGACAUUAACAAAAGUACUCUUAACAUUUCUAGUAUCUUGUCACAUAGUCAGAGACAUUAACAAAAGUACUCUUAACAUUUCUAGUAUCUUGUCACAUAGUCAGAGACAUUAACAAAAGUACUCUUAACAUUUCUAGUAUCUUGUCACAUAGUCAGAGACAUUAACAAAAGUACUCUUAACAUUUCUAGUAUCUUGUCACAUAGUCAGAGACAUUAACAAAAGUACUCUUAACAUUUCUAGUAUCUUGUCACAUAGUCAGAGACAUUAACAAAAGUACUCUUAACAUUUCUAGUAUCUUGUCACAUAGUCAGAGACAUUAACAAAAGUACUCUUAACAUUUCUAGUAUCUUGUCACAUAGUCAGAGACAUUAACAAAAGUACUCUUAACAUUUCUAGUAUCUUGUCACAUAGUCAGAGACAUUAACAAAAGUACUCUUAACAUUUCUAGUAUCUUGUCACAUAGUCAGAGACAUUAACAAAAGUACUCUUAACAUUUCUAGUAUCUUGUCACAUAGUCAGAGACAUUAACAAAAGUACUCUUAACAUUUCUAGUAUCUUGUCACAUAGUCAGAGACAUUAACAAAAGUACUCUUAACAUUUCUAGUAUCUUGUCACAUAGUCAGAGACAUUCACCAGUAACAAAAGUACUCUUAACAUUUCUAGUAUCUUGUCACAUAGUCAGAGACAUUAACAAAAGUACUCUUAACAUUUCUAGUAUCUUGUCACAUAGUCAGAGACAUUCACCAGUAACAAAAGUACUCUUAACAUUUCUAGUAUCUUGUCACAUAGUCAGAGACAUUCACCAGUAACAAAAGUACUCUUAACAUUUCUAGUAUCUUGUCACAUAGUCAGAGACAUUAACAAAAGUACUCUUAACAUUUCUAGUAUCUUGUCACAUAGUCAGAGACAUUCACCAGUAACAAAAGUACUCUUAACAUUUCUAGUAUCUUGUCACAUAGUCAGAGACAUUAACAAAAGUACUCUUAACAUUUCUAGUAUCUUGUCACAUAGUCAGAGACAUUCACCAGUAACAAAAGUACUCUUAACAUUUCUAGUAUCUUGUCACAUAGUCAGAGACAUUCACCAGUAACAAAAGUACUCUUAACAUUUCUAGUAUCUUGUCACAUAGUCAGAGACAUUAACAAAAGUACUCUUAACAUUUCUAGUAUCUUGUCACAUAGUCAGAGACAUUCACCAGUAACAAAAGUACUCUUAACAUUUCUAGUAUCUUGUCACAUAGUCAGAGACAUUAACAAAAGUACUCUUAACAUUUCUAGUAUCUUGUCACAUAGUCAGAGACAUUCACCAGUAACAAAAGUACUCUUAACAUUUCUAGUAUCUUGUCACAUAGUCAGAGACAUUCACCAGUAACAAAAGUACUCUUAACAUUUCUAGUAUCUUGUCACAUAGUCAGAGACAUUCACCAGUAACAAAAGUACUCUUAACAUUUCUAGUAUCUUGUCCUACAGGAAUUUUCUAGAUAAUAUAAGUAUCGCCCCACCCAAGUAAUUAAAAAAGUGAAAGGCAAGACUUGAAAUGUAGCAUGUACAUAAACAUACAUGUAAAAAUUGACCAGUAGAAGUCAAUUUAUUUAUAAGAAAAAGAUCUAUGGCCACAGUAAGACGGACCAAUUAAAGUCAAAAUAUUUAUGAAAUAUGGUCAAAGAAGUCCUUUCCGACUUAUAUUGCCACCUGCCGUGGUACCCUGGGCUAUAUAUAUGUAUGUUGGACUGUACCUAAGAAAGGUGUUCAUUAUAAAUCAAACAAGGAGACCAACAAGUUGUUCUGGAGAAAUGAAAAUAUCCUAGACUUGAUGUAGUAUACUAUUGAGAAAGAUAGGUGAUUUGACGGCUAGUUACUUUACACUGAGUCUUGAUAUUUUUAAUUAACAACUCUAGAACAUAUUUUACUAAAAAUCUUUAUUAGGUAUAUAUACAUGGUACAAUAGAUUGCGAUCAUUUAAUUGGUGAUGAUGAAACAUGAACCUACAGAAACAUUAAUGAAGUUUUUAUAUGAAAAUAGUUUUUAAUCAUAAAAUUAUUUCAUAUACCAGACAAUAAUUUGACAGGUGACCAACUGACCAUGACAUUAUAUAAUUAACUGGAACUCACAAUACAGAAACAAUACAAUCAUACAGAUUUGUUCCUGAUAAUCUUAUGUCAAUUUUUAUAUGAAAUAUGUGAAACGAGGAUAUUUCUUUUUUGGGAAAUGAAGUUCUAUCAAUAUUGAUGAAAUAUACCCGGUCACACUUACAUGUACUUUUGUAUAUACAUGUACCUCAUACAUAUCCAUUGAACACAAAGAGGUUAUGGAUCCAGAUGAGUAAUAUACUGACAUGACAGCUUUUCCACAAUAGUUACAAAACUUAGUGUCGGGAAUUGGUUUGAGAUUUCAACAUCAAUAAUUGGAUGUAAUUGGUGUCAACUGAUCAAUUUUCGAUCCUUAAAAAAACAUUUUUUACCCAGGAUUGAGUAGACGUAUUUCCUGCAUGGCAGAGUGUGCUGCCAUUUUUAUUUUAUACUAGCUUUAUUCUCCUAGUUAUCUUUAUUUUUAUCAUACCAUUUCAAUGUAACAAUCUUGAUUGUAAUCAUUUACAGUUUUUGCAAUUGAUUUUGUUUAAAUAGCAUGAUUGGACGUUAUAGUAAAAUGACAUAAAACUCUGACUUCUCUUAUUAGUGAAAAUGAAAGUAGAACUUGUACUUCUGGUUUUGAAAACAAUCAUCAAUGUUGACAUCUCAUAAUCGAUUGUUAAUUUAAUUGGCUGCUUUCCGAUUACAUAUGAAUUAUAAUCGAUCACCAGGACAACACAGAACUCCAGUUAUCACUGUAUCGAUACUUUUCAUUGUCAAGCUGAAAUGUACAUGUCAGUCUCGUAAUUAUAAAGCAACAUGAAAAUUUUCCAAAAAAAAAAAGAAAAGAAAAA
Pecten maximus is the source of this 5815-nucleotide messenger RNA. Its product is annotated as DNA-(apurinic or apyrimidinic site) lyase 2-like. Bases 26 to 1792 code for a protein of 588 amino acids. The record is from RefSeq and is a predicted model, not a curated record. The transcript has 5 exons. Gene Ontology annotation, molecular function: DNA binding; DNA-(apurinic or apyrimidinic site) endonuclease activity; zinc ion binding. Lineage: Eukaryota; Metazoa; Mollusca; Bivalvia; Pectinida; Pectinidae. Gene Ontology annotation, biological process: base-excision repair. Gene Ontology annotation, cellular component: nucleus.